CUGAUUUAUUGAUGAUGUAGAGACUGUAAAUAGCUGCCAUGGAUUGCUUGUCAAAAUCUGAUCCGAGGUGUGGGAGCCAGUUUGAGAAGAUGGAGGGCUUUGGUGAGGAGAAUGAAGUUGCAAAUGAUGUUGGCACGGGGUUAGAACUCACGUACUAUAAAAUUUCCUACAAGCAUUUAAUUCCGGGCUGGUGUCCCAACUAUUGCCACGUUUCGGACCAAGCCAUCGCAGCUGCCAACCUCCUUUUACAAAACCUGACCAACAAUCCAGUCUCCUUCCGUCCAACGCUCAACAACAAAACGAAAUAAUGGCAGAGGAGGACAGAUCCCGGCCGACAUUGGAGAUCAACAGGCUGAAAUUCACGUAUCCCGGAAUCGAUGGCCAUCCUCCACCGGGCUCCGCCCCUUUGAUCGAUGAUCUCUCCCUCACACUCUUCCCCGGAGACCGCUGCCUUCUAGUGGGCUCCAAUGGAGCUGGGAAAACAACAAUCUUGAAGAUAAUAGGAGGGAAGCACUUGGUGGAGCAAGAUAUGGUGAGGGUGUUGGGAAGAUCAGCAUUCCACGACACCUCUUUGACUGCCUCGGGUGAUCUUUCUUACCUUGGUGGUGAGUGGAGACGUGAAGUUGCUUUUGCUGGUUUCGAGAUUCCCAUUCAGAUGGAUGUUUCUGCUGAGAAAAUGAUUUAUGGGGUUGCAGGUAUCAAUCCCCAGAGACGAGAUGAACUAAUAAAGGUUUUAGGUGUUGACCUGUCGUGGAGGAUGCAUAAAUCAUCGGAUGGCCAAAGAAGACGAGUUCAAAUUUGCAUGGGCCUCCUUAAGCCAUUCAAGGUUCUCCUGCUUGAUGAGAUCACCGUCGACUUAGAUGUGCUGGCAAGGGCUGACCUCCUAAGGUUUCUUAAGAAGGAAUGUGAACAACGUGGUUCUACAAUUAUUUAUGCAACUCAUAUUUUUGAUGGUCUUGAGGAUUGGCCAUCUCAUAUUGUUUACGUGGCUCAUGGGAAGUUGCAACUAGCGAUGCCAAUAAAUAAAAUUAAGGAGAUUAGCAAUUUAUCACUGAUGAGAACCGUGGAGAGCUGGCUUAGGAAAGAGAGAGAUGAGGAGCGGAAAAGAAGGAAAGAGAGAAAGGCUAGUGGCCUUCCAGAAUAUGAAAAACGAGUUGAGGGCAGUCGUGUGAUUGGGGAUCCUGCCGGCCGAGUGCUGAACAAUGGGUGGGCUGCUGGGAGGCUGAAUUCUACCAUAGCUGGUGAAGAGAAUUUUGUCUUGAGCUCUAAUAGGGUUCUCAGGUAGCAUUUCAUUUGCGAUGAACAAUAAGAGAAACUACCUUUAGCUAUGGUGCACAAAUGGCCUUAUUAUGGGUGAACCUUUAUGUCUCAGCUGAAUUAUAGUUGAAUGAAUGUAUUCUUUGCAAUUGCUUA
Molecule: messenger RNA, 1413 nt
Organism: Sesamum indicum (sesame)
Lineage: Eukaryota; Viridiplantae; Streptophyta; Magnoliopsida; Lamiales; Pedaliaceae
Gene: ABCI20
Product: non-intrinsic ABC protein 9
Molecular function (GO): ATP binding; ATP hydrolysis activity
Source: RefSeq, a predicted model, not a curated record